Dioscorea cayenensis subsp. rotundata (Guinea yam) is the source of this 2638-nucleotide messenger RNA. Its product is annotated as putative metallophosphoesterase At3g03305. Lineage: Eukaryota; Viridiplantae; Streptophyta; Magnoliopsida; Dioscoreales; Dioscoreaceae. The record is from RefSeq and is a predicted model, not a curated record. Gene Ontology annotation, molecular function: hydrolase activity.
CUUAUCGGGUCGGGUCACAUCAAACAGCGUUCUCCGCCAUGGCUGAGGCCUCGCUCUACUUCCGCCAUUGUUGGAUCUCUCUUUCUCCAUUGAUUCACCCUUCGUUAGGGUUUUCAGCGCAAGCCAUGGAUCUGGGGAGAAGAUGGGCGUUUCUCCUACUUGUCUUGCUCUCUUCCUCCAUGGCGUUUGCAGCCUCUUCGGAGCAAAUCCCUGGGAGAGCUGUGAUCGAUGUCAAAGGUGAGCCGGGCUCUGUUGUGUGGGUGGUGCAGCUCUCUGAUCUCCAUUUCAGUUUUUUCCAUCCUGAGAGAGCUCUUGAUUUUAAGAGACUGAUCGGUCCUGCGCUUUCUAUGAUCAACCCUUCGUUGGUUCUCAUCACUGGUGAUCUCACAGAGGGAAAGAGCAAAGAUUUGUUAAUUAUGAAACAAAAUGAGUCGGAGUGGAUAGAGUACCAUGACGUGAUCACAGAUGUCAUCAAAGAAAGCGGACUCAGCAAGAACAUUUUCUAUGAUCUUAGAGGGAAUCACGACAAUUUUGCAGUACCAGUACCUGGUGGCACAUAUGAUUUUUAUGAGAAGUAUAGUGUCAAUGCAAUGCUCGGACGUAAAGGAAAUGUCCAGAGUGUCACUUUGGAGCACAAUGAAUGGAAGCAUCUUUUUGUAGGCUUUGAUAGCAAACAGGAGAUUGGUCUUUGUGGCCCAACAAAUCUAUUUGGUCAUCCGACUGACCAAUUACUCACAGAUUUAGAUAUGGAGCUUUCACAAUGGGAUACUAAAAUAACUAAGUCAUCAUUGACAAAGAUUUCCUUCGGGCACUUCCCAUUGUCAUUUUCUGCACUAUCAGAGUCAGGUAAAAGCCUCAAAAGUGUGUUCCUUAAGCAUUCCUUAUCUGCGUAUCUCUGUGGGCAUCUUCACACAAGUUUUGGCAGUAACUUGAAGCGCCAUCAUCAGUCAAGUAAUCAUUCAGUGUCAUCAAGCGAGUAUUAUCAAUUAAAUAUGCAUCAAGCAUCUACAAGUAAUCUGGAUGUUGCAAACUGUUCUAACGAAGUAGAGCGCCCUGAAGAAUUUUGGGAAUGGGAAAUGGGUGAUUGGAGAAAGAGCCGAGCUAUGAGGAUCCUGGCCAUUGAUUCUGGUCACGUGUCAUUUGUAGAUAUAAACUUUAGGUCAGGAGAACCAAAGGAGAUAAUUAUACUACCUACUUUUCCUUUAGAUUCACGGUUUAUGCAAAGGAUUUCAUCUCAACUUGAUUACCAAUGCCAAUUGUUGAAAACAUCCUGCUAUGAUACUGUAAGGGUUCUGAUAUUUUCGAGUGCUGAGAUUACAUCAGUUACAGCUAAAAUAUAUGACUCCAAGCCUGGAAAUCUUCAUGUAGUACUAGAUUCAACUAUGAAGAAGCUUGCAGGAAAUGGAACCAGGGGAGAUAUUUAUUCAGUCCCAUGGAAUUGGAGGGCAUUUGUUGACGAAUCACCUGAUCGUUAUUGGCUACAGAUAGAAGCUAUUGACAUCACUGGAAGGUCCACUUCUAGUGAAUUGAGGCCAUUCUCCAUCAAUGGUAUUACCAAAACUGUCAGCUGGAAAUGGAAAGAGUUUUUGGUUAUGGGUUGCCAAUGGGUUUCAAUAUAUAACCCUGCUUUGUCAUCUGUUCUCCUAUUGCUCUUCUCUCUACUUCUUAUUCCCCAAGUUUUCUGUAUAUUUUCUAAGAAACAUAACAUACAAAAGAGCUUGAGCCCUAGUUUUGCAGGAAAGAAUGUUGUGGAACUUCUAAUUGGUGGUGCAUGUUGGAUUUUGAUGGAGCUUUCAAGAAUGACAUUGAUAUGGUCAGGAAUCCUUCUAUAUUUGCUCUUUUUGACAUUUUUGCCUUGGUUUUUUGGGCAUGUUUUUAGCGGAAAUGAUGACAUGGCAUAUAUGACCCGUGAAGGAUGGAAGGUUAAAACUUUUGAUGAGAGGAAACAGUUAUACCUCGGAGUGCCUGAUGUUAUGGUGGUUGUUCUACCUCAUCUCUGUUUUGUGGUUUUACCAACAGUUUUAGUAAUAGCUUCAAUGGCAGCAGAGAAAGCAGCAUGCAGGUCAUAUUACCUUUCGUUAUCUGGGAAGAAAAAAGAUGAUAAUUUUGAAGUCAAUAGGAGACGAUCAAAAUUUGCAGACUCUUGCAGAAUUCUGCGCUUUUUGCGGAAGCGAUGGAUGAGAAAACUGCUUCUUUUGGCCUGUGUGGUGAUCUUGUGGAAACAUUGGAAGAGUUGCAGAGCUUUAGUGAAGGCCUAUGAUAUGAACCCGCUUCUUCAUGCCCCCGUGUACUGCUUCUUUGUGCCGGUGAUCUUAAUUUAUGCAGUCUACAAGACAUCAACAGCCUAUACAAAAUCGAUGAAUAGCUGAUUUUACCCUCAGUACAAUUUAAUUCAAUUAUAUAGAAUUUCUCCCAGAUUUUUGGAAGUAGAACACCAAAAUCUCUAAUUUACUGAGAAGUGUAACAUAAGUCUGAAGCCGCUGUGAGGUUCGAAGACGAUUGCACGGACUAUUGCAACUACAUUAGUGUAGAAAUGUACUAAACUUAUUAUGGGGAGAUCUCUCUACUUGUUACUUUUACCUGUUAAAAAUUUUUUGAGAAGUUUAUAAUAGAGAUUUCAGUGACAGUAUUUAUGCAA